This is a messenger RNA of Apiotrichum porosum, 1590 nucleotides long. It is a transcript of the gene HEM14, whose product is annotated as oxygen-dependent protoporphyrinogen oxidase. Gene Ontology annotation, cellular component: mitochondrial inner membrane. The transcript has 2 exons. Gene Ontology annotation, molecular function: protoporphyrinogen oxidase activity, oxygen as acceptor. Bases 1 to 1590 code for a protein of 529 amino acids. Lineage: Eukaryota; Fungi; Basidiomycota; Tremellomycetes; Trichosporonales; Trichosporonaceae. Gene Ontology annotation, biological process: heme biosynthetic process. The record is from RefSeq and is a predicted model, not a curated record.
AUGCUCCGCACCCCGCGCACUGUGGCCGUCAUUGGCGGUGGCCUCGCAGGUCUCACAGCCGCGUACCGCCUCGCCGCAUCAGGGCUGCACCGCGUCACCCUCAUCGACUCGGCACCUCGACUAGGCGGAUGGGUCCGCUCACGACGACACCGUGUCGCGUUUGUCGACGAGCAUGGGCGGAGGCAAGAGGGAACUGUCACAUGCGAAGCUGGCCCAAGGAGUAUCCGACCAAAAGGAGGCGUCGGUGCCGCCAAGAUGCUGGGGCUGAUCCACGACGUCGGACUCGGUGACGACGUUGUUCCCAUCCCAAACUCGCACCCUGCAGCUCAGAACCGUUACCUCCUGGACACGGACACCGCAGCGCUCAAGCGUGUCGGCCUGGGUUGGAACACCCCUGCACCAGUCAAGGCUCUCAUCCGGGGCGCACUCCUCGAGCCCUUCCGCGCACGAGGUGGUGCGGCCGCCGCGGACGUGACAGACGAGAGCGUCGGCUCGUUCUUUGCUCGCCGUUUUGGACCCGACGCUGCUGGCGUGGCCUCGGCCUUUGUGCAUGGCAUCUACGCUGCAGACCCUGACAAGCUGAGUCUGCGAUCAGCAUUUGGUAUUCUGCACGCGGCCGAGGAAAAGUACGGCAGCGUCGUCCUCGGCAUGCUCCUCGGCGCGAGGAGUAAAGAGGACAAGGCCGCCGAGGCCCGCGCGUGGGCUCAGCUGGGGCCGCUGGGGGACGAGAGGAAGGGUUGGAGCAUGUAUGGUUUGAGAGGAGGUAUCGAGGGCCUCACACAGGCGCUCGAAGUCGGGGCAGCGCGACAUGGUGCGGUUGUUCGCACGCACGAGACCGUGACUCGCCUGGAUCCACAAGAACAUGGUGUAAAGAUCACUCUCAAGUCUGGCGAGACACUUGCAGCCGAGCACGUCGUCGCCGCUCUCCCUCCAAAGCACCUCGACCAUCUCCUUCCGGCAACGUCUCCUCUCCCACAUCUCAACGCAAACCCCUCAACAACUGUGGGCGUGGUCAACGUUGUCUAUCCGCUCCCCCCUUCGGCAGUCCACCCCGAAGGAUUUGGCUACCUUAUCCCACGAAGCACCUCGCUGGUGGCAAGCAACCCGGAAGGCGCCCUGGGAGUGGUGUUCGACUCGACGGCCCUUCCCGGCACAGACGACGGCGGUCUCGAGGGCAAAGUGACCAAGUUGACCGUCAUGCUCGGCGGUCCCUACUGGUCGUCCUACUCGUCUGGUCGCGUGCCCAUCCCCAACCACGACGAACUGCGUACACUUGCGCUUACGCACCUGUUCAAGGUCUUCCCCCGGCUAGCGACCGUCAACCCCCUACUUGUCGUGCCCCACUUGAACACCAACUGUAUUCCGACAUAUGCUCCCGGCCACGGUGGACGGUUACGCGAACUGCACGAGGUCAUCACGCGCGAUCCCUUGGACGACGAUUCUUGGGCUGGCAAGCUCAGUGUCAUUGGCGCAGGGUAUGGCGGCGUGAGCGUCAACGACUGUGUUCUCGGUGCCGAGCUCGUGGCCCAGGGCCUCGCAGAUGGGUGCAAGGUGACGACAGGGCUGGAGAGGUGGAGCGACUGGGCGUAG